CCCCCCAACAAAAAAGAAAUUUUGAAGUUAAAAGCCAAACUUGAAAACCAAAGGUUCCGUUGUGGUUUUGGUUUUUCGAGUUUCAGCUUCGUUUUCGUUUUCCUUCUGUUCCCUUUCUUUUCUUUCCCACAAAAAAAAGUCAGGAUUUUUCUGCUGUUCCUAUAAAAUUUUCUCAAUUUCUUUUAUUUUCUAUCAAAUUCUGAAAAAAAAAAUCUAAUCUUCGUCUGCGAAUUUCCCGAUUUCUCUCAUCGAUCGACGCCGACCUAAAAAAGCAACAAACAAAGAACCUCCGAUUAUCGAAACAGCGAGUUUGAGAAGGCAACACAUUUUUUUAACAUGACGACAAUACCCUUGCUACGUCGGUAUAGCCAUAGAAAGAACAUAAACCAAAGCAACGCACAUAUAAAGGGGAAAGAAACCAUGGGUUCUGAACAGAAUGAAGGAACCAGCUUUUCACCAUCCGAGCCGAAGCUUUGCGCCAACGGCUGUGGAUUUUUUGGCACGGCGGCGAAUAUGAACCUAUGCUCCAAGUGCUAUCGUGACCUCCGGGCGGGGGAGGAGCAAGCUGCGAAGGCUAAAGCUGCCAUGGAGAAAUCCCUCAGUGUCCAAUCGAAGCAGCAGGAUGUCGUUGUGGAGCUGCCUCAUGUGGGUUCGUCUUCCUCAUCGAUGGCAGUUGAGCAACAACCGACUGUUGUCGCUGGUGAUGAACAGGCGGAGCCAAAGCUGCCGAACAGGUGCUUUAUCUGCGGAAAGAAGGUUGGAUUGACUGGGUUUAAGUGCAGGUGUGGGAGUACAUUCUGUGGUGAGCACCGGUACCCGGAAAAACAUGAGUGCUCCUUUGAUUUCAAGGGUGCUGGGCGUGAUGCGAUUGCCAAGGCAAAUCCUAUCGUCAAAGCUGAUAAGGUGGAGAGGUUCUGAAAAGGGGAGGCUUGGAGUUAGUUUGACUGAGCCGGUGUUCUUGAAUGAAUUUGCCUUUUCUUUCUUGUCCUCUUGGCUUUUCGAGGGUUCUAUUAGAUUUUGGGUCAGGAAAAAUGCGGGGUGUUAUAAUGUUCUUGCUAGUGUUUUGUGGUGGUUGGAAUGAUUGGGACGGUAACUUAGUUGAUUCCACAAUAAGAAUGGAUCAAUGAAUGUUUAGUUUCAGUUUACUUUGAAUGUUUCUGUCUUGAUCUUUAUUUUAUCCAUAUUUAUUAGGUAUAUAUAUAAUGUUUGUGCUAUCUACUUUGUAUGUUUGUUGGAUUAAGAUCUUAUCACCAUCAAAAUUUCUAAUACGUGAUUGAUGUAAGUUCUUUUAGCUGCAAAUACUUAAUCUUGUAGCUACAUAUUCUGAUUUCUUACCAUGCUUAGUUCUCUGGUGGAGAGAUGCCUGUCUCUUAUCAUUCUUCAAACGCAGAAUUUCCGCUGUGGAUGUUGUUUCUUUUGCAUUCAAAUUCCCCAGUUUUACCCCAUUUAUGGUACUCGGUUCUUUUCCUUCCAAUGUAACUUUUUAAGUUACCUGCAUCAUCUAGUUAUUGCUUCAUAGAGGCAUCAACCCUUUUUCUUUUAUUGUUCCAUGCUUCUGUUUCUAUACUGGAUCUGCAUUUUGAUUUGUGUCUAUUGCUACCUCCUGAUUCAUGAAAACUUCUGAAACUUUUAGCCAGUUGAUAUUCUAUAUGAUUAUUGGAACGGAAUCGAAGUCACUGUUGUUGAAGUAGGUGAAGAAGGCGGCAUUGAUGGCAGGGAUCUCCUCUCUCGUUGUUGUAUCUUUCAGUAAGGCUGUUUAACUGCAUUUCUCUUGGCCGUAAGAAGACUGUCCCUGGUCGUGAAACAUGUCAAAUUUAUAUGGUAUCAAACAUAUGUAAAACAUGUCAAAUUUAUAAGAUACGCCCAUGAAAUAUAUUUUUGGUGUCUGUUUAA
Messenger RNA from Durio zibethinus, 1893 nucleotides. RefSeq names its product zinc finger A20 and AN1 domain-containing stress-associated protein 1-like. The record is from RefSeq and is a predicted model, not a curated record. Lineage: Eukaryota; Viridiplantae; Streptophyta; Magnoliopsida; Malvales; Malvaceae. Gene Ontology annotation, molecular function: zinc ion binding; DNA binding. Gene Ontology annotation, biological process: proteasome-mediated ubiquitin-dependent protein catabolic process.